Messenger RNA from Phyllostomus hastatus (greater spear-nosed bat), 5774 nucleotides. RefSeq names its product RIMS binding protein 2 (gene RIMBP2). Gene Ontology annotation, biological process: neuromuscular synaptic transmission. The transcript is spliced from 24 exons. Gene Ontology annotation, molecular function: protein binding. The coding region runs from base 307 to 4674 and encodes 1455 amino acids. Lineage: Eukaryota; Metazoa; Chordata; Mammalia; Chiroptera; Phyllostomidae. The record is from RefSeq and is a predicted model, not a curated record.
CCUCUCCCCCCGGGAGAGUCUCCUGCGGAUUCCGGCCUGAACGCACAACUUCCUUGGCUGGUCCCGGGGACGGUCUCCCUGGCUGCUGGCACCGGCCUGGGCCGCUCAGAUGGAGCCCGGCCUGUGAAGACGAGGCCGACUCGUUCGUGCUCAGGCCAAGCCCCACCCGAGAGAAGGACAGCGUGCCCUGAGAGGCGGCUCUCCACCACGUCCUGGAGUCCCCAGGUCGAUGGGGACACACGGGCCCUGCGGCGGGGGCCCAGGGCUGCCAGGCUGGACGGGCACCCGGAGACCUGCGCGCCGGCGAUGACGAGCGAGCGCCCCAGGGACCAGCCCUGGGGUCUCGGGGCAGACCCUCUCUGCGCCGCUGGCCCGUCAGAAAAUGAGCGGGAGGACGCCGCCCAGGGAGCGGCUCACCUGAGGCCCCAGCAUGCCGGCCUGCCCUCCGGGGCCCAGCAGCUGGACCAGGUGAAGGCGGAGUAUGCCCGCCUCAGCCACGCGCUCGCCGCCGUGACCCGAGAGCGCGAUCUGGCCGUGUGGGAGAAGUGCCAGCUCCGAGCCAAGCUGGAGAACCUAGAACAGGUCCUCAAGCACAUGCGAGAGGCCGCUGAGAGGCGGCAGCAGCUGGAGUUGGAGCAUGAGCAGGCCCUGGCUGCUCUCAACGCCAAGCAGCAGGAGAUCGACCUUCUGCAGAAGGCUCAGGUUGAAGCUAAGAAGCAGCAUGAAGGGGCCGUGCAGCUGCUAGAGAACACCUUGGAGAGCAUGCAGUGCAAGGUGCGGGAGCUGGAGGACAAGUGCCGGGUGCAGAGCGAGCAGUUCAGCCUGCUGUCGCGGGACCUGGAGCGGUUCCGGCAGCACGCCGGCAAGAUCGACCUGCUGGGCGGCGGCCCCGGGACCUCCUGGGACAUCCCCUCGCCCCCUGGCAAGCCCUUCCCGCGGUUCCUGAACGGCCUGGCCCCCUCCAUCGGCUCAGGUCAGGAGAGCGCCUCCGGAAGCCGCACUGCCGUCGGGGACUACGUCCGGCCCCUGCCGCUGCCCGGGGACAGGCCGGAGCCGCUGUCCGUCAGGCCCACCUUCCUGUCGAGAUCGGGAAGCCCGAGAUGCAGACUUGAGUCAGACAUGGACAAUGAGCGGAAUGCCAACCCCUCCAGGCAGAGAUACUUGGGGAAGGUGCACCUGUGUGUCGCCCGCUACAGCUACAACCCCUUCGAUGGCCCCAAUGAGAACCCGGAGGCCGAGCUGCCGCUCACGGCGGGGAAGUACCUGUACGUGUAUGGGGACAUGGAUGAGGACGGCUUCUAUGAAGGGGAGCUCCCGGACGGGCAGCGGGGCCUGGUGCCCUCCAACUUCGUGGAUUUUGUCCAGGACAGCGAGUCCCGAUUGAGUGCCCUGGGGGCCGAGCUGGGCCGGAACCUCAUCAACCACGCCGGCCCGGGCCUGGACGGGGAGAGCAUCCUGGACCUGCACCCGCCCACGCCCCUGGACGCGGGCGUCCCUGACGGCGGCGUGGGGACGCUGGACGUGAACAUCGACGACGUCGGAGAAGACAUCGUGCCUUACCCCCGGAAAAUCACCCUCAUCAAACAACUCGCCAGAAGUGUCAUUGUGGGCUGGGAGCCCCCGGCCGUGCCGCCAGGGUGGGGCGCCGUGGGCGGCUACACCGUGCUGGUGGACCAGGAGCCGCGCCUGCGCCUCCCGCUCGCGGGCAGGACUAAGGCCCUCGUCGAGAAGCUGAACGUGGCGGCCUGCACCCACCGCGUGUCCGUGCAGUGUGUGACGAGCCGGGGCAGCUCGGACCAGCUGCGCUGCACGCUGCUCGUGGGCAAGGACGUGGUGGUGGCCCCCUCCCAGCUGAGGGUGGACGGCAUCACCCAGGUCUCCGCCCGGCUCUCCUGGCUGCCCACCAACAGCAACUACAGCCACGUCAUCUUCCUCAACGAGGACGAGCUGGACGUGGUCCAGGCGGCCCGGUACCAGUACCAGUUCCUCAGCCUCAGGCCCAACACGGCCUACAAGGUCAAGGUCCUGGCCAGGCCCCACCAGAUGCCGUGGCAGCUGCCCCUGGAGCAGAGGGAGAAGAAGGAGGCCUUUGUGGAGUUCUCCACGCUGCCCGCAGGCCCUCCGGCUCCCCCCCAAGAUGUCACAGUCCACGCAGGGGCCACCCCAGGGACCGUCCACGUCUCCUGGAAGCCGCCGGCCCUGACCGCCACCGGGCUGUCCAAUGGGGCCAACGUCACGGGCUACGGCGUGUACGCGCACGGGCAGAGGGUGGCCGAGGUCAUCGCCCCCAUGGCGGACGGCACGGCUGUGGAGCUGGUGCGACUGCGGAGCCUGGACGCCAAGGGAGUGACCGUGCGGACCCUCUCUGCCCAGGGCGAGUCCGUGGACUCCACCCUUGCCGCUGUCCCCCCCGACCUCCUGGUGCCUCCAGCCCCCCCAAGAACUGCUCCCACACCGAAGCCAUUAGCAAGUGCCGGAGUCCCCGAUACCAAAGAUGACCGCCUGGGCCCCUAUGUCAAGGGGGAUGAGGCCUGGGAGCAGGGCCGGGCGCCCUCCCACGGGCACAUGCUGGAGCCCCCUGGCCUGCAGGGGAGGCGGUCGCCUUCGCCCAGCCGGAUCCUCCCGCAGCCACAGGGGGCCCCCGUGUCCACCUCCGUCGCCAAGGCCAUGGCCCGGGAAGCCGCGCAGAGAGUGGCCGAGAGCAGCAGGCUAGAGAAAAGGAGCGUCUUCCCGGAGAGGGGCGGCCCGUACGCCAACUCGGAUGAAGAGGACGGGGACGAGUGUCUGGACGUCAGGCGGAGGGGUGCCUCGGUGGACGACUUCCUGAAGGGCUCCGAGCUCGGCAAGCCGCCCCACUGUUGCCACGGAGACGAGUACCACACGGAGAGCAGCCGGGGCUCCGACCUCUCGGACAUCAUGGAGGAGGACGAGGAGGAGCUGUGUUCAGAGAUGCAGCUGGAGGGUGGGGGCCGGCGGCGGCCCAGUGGCACGUCCCACAAUGCCCUCAAGGAGUGCCGUGCGCAUGGGACCUGUGAAGGGGCCCUCCUGGAGCAGCCCGAGCGCCCCCCGCAGGCCCCGCACGGCACCAGGCUGUGCAGUAUCCCCGAGGUAGCGGAGGAGGACGCGGAGCCCCGCGAGCUCCUGCACGGACAGGGCUCAGGGUGCUCGUCCAGGGCCCGGGGGCCCAGGCCCGCCAGGCCCUGCCGGGGGUGCGGCGCCCCACAGGGCUCCUGGUUUCCUGCAACACCCAGCGGCCCCACGGCUGGGCCCUACCCCGAGGACGUCCUUCUGGAAGACAGAGGCUGCCGGGUCAGCCGCUCGGCCACCAGGAGCCCGGACAGCGGCCUGGACUGCGGCAGCGAAGAAGAGGACCCGCGGCGGAGCUCCAGAGGCUCGGCUGCCACGGGCAGCCCCGGCCCCGGGCCCUGUCCCUGCCGGAGCCCGAGGCCCCUGCUGGCCCGGCGGCGGACGCUGACCCGGCAGACCAGCAUCGAGGAGGACUUUGGGGAGCAGGCGGACCCCGGCGCCCUCGUCAGGAGCAGUGAUGCCCGCCCAGGCCCCGAGAGGCCUGGCCCCAGGACGUCUGGCUGGGACCAGCCUGUGGGCCCGGACGCCUGGAAGAAAAGCCUCAAAUCGCCCCCCAGCAGGGCGGCCGCCCCGCACGCACAGGCUCCUCCCCGAGUGGCGGAAGGCCCCGGGAUUCUAGGCAACCCCGCGUCUGCAGGACGGGCCGACCGGCCGGACUCCGUGGGCCGCAGGUUUCCGCACGGCAGCGCCGGCCCCCAGAGGUCCCGGCCAGGGACGGGCCCCUCCACCAUCGAUGACUACGGCGACCGAGACCGGCUCUCCCCCGACUUCUACGAGGAGUCCGAGACCGACCCCGGCGCCGAGGAGCCCCCGGCCCGCAUCUUUGUGGCCCUGUUUGACUACGACCCCCUGAGCAUGUCCCCGAACCCCGACGCUGCGGAGGAGGAGCUGCCCUUCAAGGAGGGGCAGAUCAUCAAGGUCUACGGGGACAAGGACGCCGACGGCUUCUACCGCGGCGAGACCUGCGCCCGGUCCGGCCUCAUUCCCUGCAACAUGGUCUCCGAGAUCCACGCCGACGACGAGGAGAUGAUGGAGCAGCUCUUCAGACAGGGCUUCCUCCCUCUCAACACGCCCGUGGAGAGGCUGGAGCGGACCAGAAGAGGCGGCAGGCAGCACCCCGUGCCCACGCGCAGGAUGGUGGCUCUGUACGACUACGACCCGAGGGAGAGCUCGCCCAACAUCGACGUGGAGGCGGAGCUCACCUUCUGCACGGGCGACAUCAUCUCCGUGUUCGGGGAGAUCGACGAAGACGGGUUUUACUACGGGGAGCUCAGUGGGCAGAAAGGCCUGGUGCCCUCGAACUUCCUGGAAGAAGUGCCUGACGACGUGGAGGUCUACCUCUCGGACGCCCCGUCCCCCCACGCGCGGGACGCACCGGCGCGCGCCAAGGCCAAGCGGGUUCCUCCCGAGGGGUCGGGGACAGCAAGGAGAGCGCCGUCCCCCACGGCCCACCUCCACGCGGGGUCACCUGCGUCAUCUCUGGGUACUGGGAGUCCCGGGAGAGGCAGGGAAAUGUCCUCGAGAAAGAAAAAGGGGCUGCUUUUCAAGGGCAAGAGACUGCUGAAAAAGCUGGGCGCGGUGAAGUGACCACGGCUGCGGACGGCUCCGACCCCGCGCGGGUUUCUGUGACCCCAGACGAGGGCUCUCACGACCGCUCUCCCCAGGACCCCCUCCCGACCCCGCGGCGGGCGCUGCCCCUCCACCCACCUGCCUCAGAGGCUGCGGCCCCCUGGCGGUCACCGCCCAGGUCUCGGGAGGGCCCCCUGAUGGGCCAGACCCCGGCAGCCCCCACACCGGGCCCCUAGUCUUUGUGCACUUGUCAUCUGCCCCUAGGGGGGCGGCUCCCGCCCUCCUCCCUCUCCCCAGUGCUCGCCCCACGCGCGGGACUGCCACCCGAACUCUGGUCCUGAGGCCCCCGGUCGGGCCGCCUUGGUGUUCUGCCUUACUCCUGCACAACGGUCUGUACUGUCUAAUAAAACUUCGCUGUCCGCUGCCUGUGUGGUGCGUCCAGUGCUCUCCACCCCCCGCACACCCAGGGUCUCAGGCCCGCCUGUCCGGGCGGGGAGCUGGGAGGUCCUGGGUGUGCUCCGUCUGAGCGGGCUCGGCGCCCCAGGACGGGUGCACUCCCCUAACUCGCUCAGAGCAGAGCAGAGCAGAGCAGAGCAGAGCAAGGGACUCCCUUAGCAGGGCCCCCUCCCCACCUGCCGGAGAGCUGACACCGCCCACCGCUUCGUGCCGCACUCUGGCCUGUGGGUCCCGUUCCUCUCACCGCUCGUUAGAGCACCACACACAGACGCAGCCAGCCGCCCGGAGAGCCAUCCCCUCACGCACGAGCACAGCAGGGCGCCCCGGCUGGGGUCUGCUCCCAGGGUCCCCCCAACCCAUGGGCACUUGAACAAAGAUUUAGAGUUGCCGGCAGGUGCGUUUGAUGGUCACUAUUUUGUAAUUCUUGUCCACUUGUAAAUUGUUUUUACUCUUUAUACAGACUUUUCAGACUGCCUUUUUUUGUAAUUUAUGGAAGGUUUAUAAAUGACAGAGCUUUCCCCAUUGUGUCUUCAAAACUGUGUUGUCAACUGUGAUGGAACCUGUGUGGCAGACGAAGAGGAAACGACCCUGUGUGGUUAAGUGCGGUGUGGGCGUGUGCAUGUGUACGGCCAGUGUCAAAUGUUCCCUAGAAAUAAAACUGG